Molecule: messenger RNA, 2787 nt
Organism: Drosophila eugracilis
Lineage: Eukaryota; Metazoa; Arthropoda; Insecta; Diptera; Drosophilidae
Gene: bib
Product: neurogenic protein big brain
Biological process (GO): transmembrane transport
Cellular component (GO): plasma membrane
Molecular function (GO): water channel activity
Source: RefSeq, a predicted model, not a curated record
CGCUUGAAUACGGACGUGUUCUCGGUUCGAAGUUGAAUCACUACGGAUCGGUCGUCUCGCUUCGCUUCGGUUGAAAGUUCAAAAACUCGUCAAUUGACAUAAAUUGAGUGCAAUUUGCAGUAUGCGAAAUGUGUGUCUAACUGAGCCAACGAAUCACUAAAUUCUUCGCCUAGUCGCGUGUUCAGCCCACUUCAUUAAAUUAAUUAGAAAACCAAAAACAAAUCGUAUUCUGCAUUCGAUAUGGCCGAUGAAAGUCUACACACCGUGCCCCUAGAACAUAACAUAGACUAUCAUAUCGUGACUUUGUUUGAGCGCCUGGAGGCGAUGCGCAAGGAUUCGUACGGCGGAGGCCACGGGGUCAAUAAUCGGUUAUCCAGCACCAUGCAGGCUCCCAAACGUAACAUGCAAGCCGAGAUUCGCGCCCUGGAGUUUUGGAGAUCCAUCAUCAGCGAGUGUCUGGCCUCGUUCAUGUACGUGUUCAUCGUCUGCGGUGCCGCCGCGGGCGUCGGAGUGGGUGCCAGUGUGUCGUCCGUGCUUUUGGCCACGGCGCUGGCCUCCGGACUGGCAAUGGCAACACUGACGCAGUGCUUCCUUCACAUCUCGGGCGCCCACAUUAAUCCCGCCGUAACCCUGGCCCUCUGCGUAGUGCGAUCUAUAUCUCCGAUCCGAGCUGCCAUGUAUAUAACCGCACAAUGUGGCGGUGGUAUCGCUGGAGCAGCCCUGCUUUAUGGCGUAACAGUGCCAGGAUACCAGGGAAAUCUUCAGGCCGCCAUCUCACAUAGCGCUGCUCUGGCUGCCUGGGAAAGGUUCGGAGUGGAAUUCAUCCUCACUUUUCUUGUGGUUCUGUGCUAUUUCGUAUCCACGGAUCCCAUGAAGAAGUUCAUGGGCAAUUCGGCCGCUUCGAUUGGAUGUGCUUACAGCGCCUGCUGCUUUGUGUCGAUGCCCUACCUGAAUCCAGCCCGCUCUCUGGGUCCUUCGUUUGUGCUUAACAAAUGGGACAGCCACUGGGUGUACUGGUUCGGACCUCUGGUGGGCGGCAUAGCCUCCGGUCUAGUGUACGAGUACAUCUUUAACUCGCGCCGCAAUCUGCGCCACACCAAGGGUAGCAUGGACAACGACUCCAGCUCCAUUCACUCGGAGGAUGAGCUGAACUACGACAUUGAUAUUGAGAAGCCCAACAAAUACCAGCAAUCCCAGGGAACUUACCAACGUGGACAGUCCAAUGGCAAUGGCGGAGGUCAGGCAGCCGGAAAUGGUCAGCAUCAACCUGCCAACAUGGGUCAGAUGACCGGAGUGGUGGCCAAUGCCGGACAGGGCAACUACUGUCAGAAUCUGUACACGGCUCCUCCGCUCUCCUCGAAGUACGAACAGCAGCAGGAGCCACUAUAUGGAGGAACCCGCUCCCUGUACUGCCGCUCGCCCACUCUGACCAGGAGCAACCUGAAUCGUUCACAAUCCGUCUAUGCCAAGAGCAACACAGCAAUCAACCGGGACAUUGUACCACGUCCAGGACCUUUGGUGCCCGCCCAGAGUCUUUAUCCUAUGCGCACCCAGCAGCAGCAACAACAACAACAGCAACAACAGGUUGCUCCUGCUCCUCAAUCCUCUCAUUUGCAAAACCAGAAUGUUCAGAAUCAGAUGCAACAGCGCAGCGAGAGUAUCUAUGGAAUGCGUGGUUCCAUGCGAGGACAACAACAGCCGAUCCAGCAGCAGCAGCAACAGCUCCAGCAGCAACCACCUAACAUGGGAGUUCAGCAGCAACAGAUGCAGCCACCUCCGCAAAUGAUGCCCGAUCCCCAGCAGCAACCACAAGGUUUCCAGCCAGUCUACGGAACUCGUACAAACCCUACGCCGAUGGACGGUAAUCACAAGUAUGACCGCCGUGACCCGCAGCAACUGUACAGCGUGACGGGACCAAGGAAUCGCGGGCAAUCGGCACAGUCUGAUGACAGCUCCUAUGGUUCAUACCAUGGAUCAGCGGUAACACCGCCUGCUCGUCAUCCCAGCGUGGAGCCAUCACCUCCUCCACCACCCAUGCUGAUGUAUGCCCCGCCUCCCCAGCCAAAUGCAGCCCACCCGCAACCAAUUCGCACCCAGUCAGAGAGGAAAGUGAGUGCUCCAGUGGUGGUAUCUCAGCCGGCAGCAUGUGCCGUGACCUAUACAACAUCGCAAGGACCGGCGGUGGCACCCCAACAGCAACAGCAGCAACAACAACAGCAACAGCAGCAGCAACAGCAGCAGCAGCAACAACAGCAGCAGCAGCAACAACAACAGAUGAUGAUGCAACAACAGCAGCAACAUUACGGCAUGCUACCGAUGAGGCCCAACUGAAAGCGGCUGUCAUGGGGUCCGGUGACCACGCCGCCGCCAGGGAUCCACGCCCUUGCCCUCCAACCCGGAGGCACCAUGACCCUGCACCGCUGCAGCCUAGCCAAGCAGAGCAGUUUGUUUUAGUCGUAGUCGUAGUAGCAUUCGGGCAUCGCAUCCAAAGGAAAUCUACGCAAGUCUCAGCCCUUAGUCUAGCUUAGUCCUAGUUUAGAUAGAUGCAGCAUAGCCACCACAUUGUAUUAUUCAAAGCCAACGCGACGAGGAACUCUCACCUAGCAGCAGACAACGAUGCGAUCAAGCAUAGAACAUGUAGUGUUAAGGAACUAAUAAAGGCAAAUGUUUAAUAUACACUAAAAGCUAGACUAGAAUAAAUAUCGGUGAUCUAGACUGAAAUAUAUAGAUAUUUACCUAAGAUAUUUUCUUUCAAAAAACCUCAAUUGAAAAUAUUUAUGUUUUCAA